CCAAAAAGGCCUCAGUAUCAGCGGUAGCUCUGGCCCUCCGCCACAAGAUGGCACUGGAGUAGUGGCCCCGCGGUGACAUUGCGCUGUGUGUUUUCUUUUUUUCUUGGCGGCUUUUCUAAUGGAAAACCCACCUUGAAACCCCUCCCGAGUGGCCACAGAGGAACUCUGACGACUCCCGGCUGCGCCAUGGCUGGUCCCGAGGGCCUGAGUCUCUUCAUAUCCGGCGGAAUCGCAUCAAUAACAGCUGAAUUCGGCACAUUUCCCAUCGACACGGCCAAGACACGCCUCCAGAUUCAGGGCCAGAAGCUGGACGAGCAGUUUUCGCGAGUGCGAUACCGUGGCAUGACAGACGCCUUCGUGAAGAUCAGCCGCGAGGAGGGAAUCCGGGCGCUGUACUCGGGCAUCUGGCCGGCUGUCCUGCGACAGGCCACGUACGGAACCAUCAAGUUCGGCACGUAUUACUCGCUGAAGCGACAUUUGGAGCGCCGCGGCCUUCUGCAGGACAGCGCCGGCAGGGAGCGAGUGUGGGCGAAUGUGGCGUGCGCGGUGGCGGCCGGAGCGAUCUCCAGCGCCAUCGCCAAUCCCACGGACGUGCUGAAGGUGCGAAUGCAGGUGGAGGGCAGCGCUGGCGCCCGGCGCAGUCUCUUUGCCUGCUUCCGCGAGAUCUACGACCGCGAGGGCGUGCGCGGCCUGUGGCGGGGCGUCUGUCCUACCGCCCAGCGCGCCAUCGUCAUCGCGGCCGUGGAGCUGCCCGUGUAUGACGCGUGCAAGGGAGUGCUGGUGCCGUGGCUGGGCGACACGGUGGCCAACCACUUCCUGGCCAGCUUCGUGGCUAGCCUGGGCAGCGCCGUGGCCUCCACGCCGCUGGACGUCAUCCGGACGCGCCUGAUGAACCAGAAGCGCCUCACGGUGGCGCUGGAUGGACUGCCGGCCAAGAUCUACACCAGCAGCCUCGACUGCGCCGUGCAGACGGUGCGCCAGGAGGGUGCCCUGGCGCUGUACAAGGGCUUCGUGCCCACGCUGGUGCGCAUGGGACCGUGGAACAUCAUCUUCUUCGUCACGUACGAGCGACUGAAGGCGCUCUGAGAGGCGUCGCG
Messenger RNA from Phlebotomus argentipes, 1097 nucleotides. RefSeq names its product mitochondrial uncoupling protein Bmcp (gene Bmcp). The record is from RefSeq and is a predicted model, not a curated record. Gene Ontology annotation, biological process: transmembrane transport. NCBI's taxonomy places the organism in Eukaryota, Metazoa, Arthropoda, Insecta, Diptera, Psychodidae. The coding region runs from base 187 to 1086 and encodes 299 amino acids. The transcript is spliced from 2 exons.